Molecule: messenger RNA, 1455 nt
Organism: Sebastes umbrosus (honeycomb rockfish)
Lineage: Eukaryota; Metazoa; Chordata; Actinopteri; Perciformes; Sebastidae
Gene: rpf2
Product: ribosome production factor 2 homolog
Exons: 10
Coding region: 144-1076 (310 amino acids)
Biological process (GO): ribosomal large subunit assembly; maturation of LSU-rRNA from tricistronic rRNA transcript (SSU-rRNA, 5.8S rRNA, LSU-rRNA)
Cellular component (GO): nucleolus
Molecular function (GO): rRNA binding
Source: RefSeq, a predicted model, not a curated record
CUCGAAGCCGGAAGUCAACCGCUGCUCCACCAAAGAAGAAGAAAAUCACCAGUGUUGUCUUCCGCCGCUGUGAUUCACGUGGAGGAGCUGCAUCGUGAGGACUCGUGGUACUGUCUAUCAGGAAGACCAAGAAACACACAAACAUGACGCACUUAGGCGGUAUAGUAAAACCCAAGACCAAGCGCUCCAAACGCUUCUUGGAUAACAGAGCGCCCAAGCUGACUGAGGAUGUGAAGACCGCCAUGAUUAUGAAAGGGGGGAACACCAGUCAGACCAUCACCCAGGCCCUCAAGGACAUAUAUUCCCUGAAGAAGCCCAAUGCUGUGCUGUACAAGAAGAAGAACAUAACCCGGCCGUUUGAGGACUCAACAUCACUGGAAUUUUUCUCCAAGAAGACGGACUGCUCUCUGUUUCUGUUCGGCUCCCACAACAAGAAACGACCCAACAACCUCAUAUUUGGUCGCCUGUUUGACUUUCACGUGCUGGAUAUGAUAGAAGUUGGAGUUGAGAAGUACGUCUCUCUGAGCGACAUCAAGACCAGCAAAUGUCCUGAGGGGACCAAACCGAUGCUCGUGUUUGCAGGGGAGGCUUUUGAUAUAGACAACGAGCACAAACGUCUGAAGAGUCUGCUCAUAGACUUCUUCAGAGGUCCCACCGUGUCGGCGGUGCGUCUGGCAGGUUUAGAACAUGUUCUGCACUUCACAGCCCUGGAUGGGAAAAUCUUCAUGCGCAGCUACAGGUGUCUGUUGAAGAAGUCCGGGUGCCGCACACCGCGCAUAGAGCUCGAGGAGAUCGGGCCAUCGUUUGACCUUGUCUUAAGAAGAUCACAUCUGGCUUCAGAUGACUUGUACAAGUUGUCUCACAGACGGCCCAAAGCUCUGAAGGCCAGGAAGAAGAAGAACAUUUCCCACAAUGCCUUCGGUACCAAGUUCGGCCGGGUGCACAUGCAGAAGCAGGACCUGUCCAAGCUGCAGACACGUAAGAUGAAGGGCCUGAGGAAGAGGAGGGGACCGGUGGUCGCUGAAGACAAGGACCAGGAAGGACAGGAAGCCAAAGUCCCCAAAGUGGAGAGCUGAGGUGGCUGUGAACGUCGUCGUCCCCCCCCCCACACACACACACACACAUUUAUAAGACUGACCGUGUGCUCAUCUGUGAGCAGAGAGGAUCUAUUAUCCCUACCCCUGUUGUCUCCCCUUCUCCAUGUGACUUUCAGAUACUUCUCUGUCUAGAGCAUCAGGAGUGUGUUCGCUCAGUUCUCUGGUUAAACCACACAAGCAUCAGCAAAAGUCCAACACGUGAUUGGCAGUUGAAGGGGAAGUCUGCCUGAAAUUAGCUGAAUUGUCUUCUAUAAAUCGGAGUGUAAAAAUGUAAUUUCACUGUCAGCACUCACUUUAAAGGAAAUAAAACGCUCUCUAAACUACGUCGAGUUUAGAGCUUUAAUUUUUAGACAAUUUA